Messenger RNA from Striga hermonthica, 2568 nucleotides. The record is from the annotation of a GenBank genome assembly. Lineage: Eukaryota; Viridiplantae; Streptophyta; Magnoliopsida; Lamiales; Orobanchaceae.
AUGGAGGUCGAAAAACGAGGGGUUAAGGGAGGCUUUUUCCAGUUGUUUGAUUGGAAUGGUAAAUCCCGGAAAAGGCUGUUCUCGGGCAAAGCCGAAUUCUCAGAAAGUUCAAACCAAGGGAUAGAAAAUUACCAUGAUUCAUUCAUUGCACGACAUCAGCAGGGGCUUGAGCAAGGUUUUCCUACAGAUCCCAGAAGUCAAAAAGGCUACCAUUAUGCUUCCUCGCCCAAUAGUGAUUCUGAAUACCGGACAAAACCACCCGGGGUCGUGGCCCGACUCAUGGGCCUUGACUCUUUGCCCUCUUCAAAGAUCAAUGAGCCCUGUUUUACCCCUUCAUUCACUGAAUCCCACUCCUUUAGAGAUUCUGCUGCUGCAUUCCAAGGCGAACAACACGACAUCGUGAUCUUUGAGAGCAUGCGGAAUAAAUUGGAUGGAUUUUGUAGGAACCCUCUGGACAUGAGGGCCCACGAGACGCGGGGCCGCCAGCUGGAGAGAUUUCAGACGGAGAUUUUGCCUCCCAAAUUUGCAAAGCCCAUUUCUGUUUCUCACAAUCGGCUUCUGUCCCCCAUAAAGAGCCCUGGGUUCAUCCCUCCUAGAAAUGCAGCUUACAUAAUUGAGGCAGCUGCCAAGAUAAUCGAGCAGAGCCCACGGUCAGCUUCCAAAGCUCGUUUUCCGUCACUUGGUUCUUCUUCUGUUCCUUUUGGAGUUCAGGGCAUGAAGGAGAAGGUGGAGGCUGCUUCCCGGAGGCCAUCUCGACUGGUUGAGAAGGGUAAAGAUCAAAAUUUUACAAAUCCGAAGAAGCCAGUUGAUACUAGAGGCAAAAGCCGGUCCCAGGACAGCUGUGUGCCCAGAGGUUCAUCUGAGGAGUCGAAAAGGUCCAUUCUCUCUCAAAGGUCGAAGAGCAAGGAAAAGCAAGGGUCCCUUGCUGUUCAGGCAAAGGCCAACAUCAAGAAAAGAGAUGGGUCGAGUUCCCUGGCUAACAACAGAAGCUCUGAAAAGCCAAAAGAUCCUCCAAAUAUGCAAAAGAAAUCGGAGAUGAAAACUUCUUCAUCGAGAAGGAAUCAAGAAGUGCUCAGGCAGAAUAAUCAGAAGCAGAAUCGUGCGUUCUCUGUAGAGGAUGAGACCUUAGGGUCCUCCAAGGAAGGAAAGGAAUCGAGUUUGUCAGCCAAUAGUUACGUAAACGAUCGAGCAAAAAGGACUGUGAACAAGAUUGUCGUCAGUAAUGUGGUGGCAUCCAGGAAGACAAAUUUUGUGGUGGCUGAUCCUGGAAAAGAGAUUUUGUCAUCGAGAGCAAAGAUAAAUUCAUCAAAGAGAAAAAUGACAGCCAAUAGGAAUAUGGAGCAAAUUCAAGUUGAAAAGCCUAGUGAAGCUAAUGUUGAAUUUAAAGGUGAUUCUAAGUGGGACGAACUUGAGAGGAAAGAUAAUAGCUCUGAUGUUGUGUCAUUCACAUUUACGUCUCCUAUAAAAAAGUCUAGUGGUGGAUCAAAUUUAUGCAGCACGGUCUUGGAAGCAAGUAGCUCGUAUUCUCCCGAGUGCAAUACAUAUGCACAUAAAUCUGACUUCAGAAGUUCUACAGAGAUGCCAUUGGGUUUUAAUGUAGGAGGGGAUGCUUUGAGCGUGCUUUUGGAGCAAAAACUGAAAGAGUUGGCUUCUAGGGUUGAAAUGUCCCAGGACCUGUCAGAAGUGGGUUCUAAUUCUGUCAACAGCUGUGGUAACACAAGUACCCUAAGCUUGUUAAAGCCCCUGCCCUUGGAUAUUGAUACGUGCAAAAGUAAAUGUGAAAUCCAGUUUCACUCUGAUUGCUCGUCUGUUGAUCAGCAUUCCGAAGUCAAAAAGGACAAGAAGGGACUGCUGUCGUUCGUUGAUAUGGUUGGUGAUAAUAACAGUAACAUUGAUUCUCAAGGUCCUGUUUCAUUUUCAAGGCCCUCACUGUCUGCUGCUACUUCUGACUCAUCUGAUGUCGACAGAAGCUCAAGUAACGAAGGUAUGAUAUCCGAUACGGCCUCCUCACUUUCAGUUAGCUUUUUACAUCAAACUGCGGACCCCACAUUAUGUGGAACCAUAGAAUCAGAAGAUUGCUCCCACUGGGAACUACAAUACAUCAGGGACGUACUAAACAGUGCAGAACUGUUGCUUGAAGAGUUUGCGCUCGGUCGGGCUCACAGGAUAAUAGCUCCCGAACUCUUUAACCAGCUGGAAAAUAAAAACAGAUAUUUUUACAAGGAUACGGAAAAAGACAUGCUCGAGCGAAAGGUGUUAUUUGACUAUGUCUGUGAAUGCUUCCAGACCAGUUACAGCGGGCUUCUUGCUGGAAGCCACAAGUUAUGGGUUAAGCAGACGACACUCUUGCAAAAACGACAAUUUUUGGCUGAUGGUUUUUAUAGAGAAAUAUCGAGCCUGGCGAAUGAUGAGGAGAUGAUGGUGGACGAGCUCGUGGACAGGGAUAUGAGCUCUAAAGAAGGGAAGUGGGUUGACUUUGAAUCUGAGGGUUUUGAGGAAAGCAUCGAGAUAGAGGAAAGGAUACUGACUUGUCUCGUAGAUGAACUGGUUGAUGAAUUCUUGUUCUGA